Messenger RNA from Malania oleifera, 534 nucleotides. RefSeq lists its product as uncharacterized. NCBI's taxonomy places the organism in Eukaryota, Viridiplantae, Streptophyta, Magnoliopsida, Santalales, Ximeniaceae. The record is from RefSeq and is a predicted model, not a curated record. Bases 1 to 534 code for a protein of 177 amino acids. The transcript has 2 exons.
AUGAAUAAGUCUCUCCUUGAUGACAUGAAACAAUCACCUGCAUUCAUAAAGUUCCAAAGGGACUUGUCAAUGCAAGAGACAGAAUCAAGGGUGCACAUGGAUGGUUUGGUUAAGCAGGCCGAGCAUAUAAGUUCCAUAAUACUAAAGCACCUCGUUCCUAAACUAAAAGACCCAGGCUCAUAUACUAUCUCAUGUGUAAUUGGUAAUUACACCAUUGAUGGGGCCCUUCUAGACUUAGGAGCAAGUGUGAACAUUCUUUCAUACUCAACCUAUCAGAAACUCAACCCAGGAGUGUUUCAACCCACCUCGGUUUCCAUAUGCCUUGCUGAUCGAUCUCUUAAGCAACCUUGGGGUGUGGUGGAAGAUGUGGUAGUCAAUCUUGACAGCCUUACUCAUGCUGAAUUUGAGGAUCCUCUCGAGCAUUCUAUGCUAAAACAUGGUUGGGACCCUAAAUCUGAAACUAAGUUGGGGGUUUGCAAUCUCAAGUGUGAGGAAGAGACGAGGGAAACCAAUGUUAGCUGGGAACCAGGAUGA